UUCGCCUGUCUAACCUAAAAAAUAAAGAUUGAAAAUUAUAAAAGAAACAACUUAAAGUUAAAGCUGUUGUAUUAUAAAGCAAUUUGAACCACCAUCGCCACCUUCAUCGCUUUGAAAAUAAGUAUAGAUUUGUAGUAGUAACACCUUACGUAUCGGAUAAGAUUUGAGAGCCAUCAUGUCAUUUUUAAAUAAAAUCAAAACCUCACAAUUGCCACCAAUUAAAAAUAUUCUUAAUGUAGCUGUACAAACGGCCCGUCAACAUAUGCCCGAUAAGAAGGACUAUGAACAGCCAGGUGGGGUUAGCAGUAGUAUGGCACAACCACAUCAUGAAAAUCAACCAAAUAAUACACAGGCCAUGUAUCAGGGCGAUGAAACUAACUAUGGCAGUGUUGACAGACCUACGGAAUUGAAUCCUUUUAGAAAUCCAAAUGGUUGGGCUGAUGAUGGUGAGGCUGGGGAAUAUAAGGGUGAGGGCUAUCAGACAACGUCUUUUGUGGCCAAUGAAUAUGAUGGUUUUCGACAAGGCAGCAUUGCAUCAGAGGGCAGUUCGUUUGUGUGCGAAGGUGAAGGUGGCGGUGGUCAUAAAAUCGAUGAAAUGCAAGCUGCCUGGAAUGUAACUAACGCCAUACAAGGUAUGUUCAUCGUAUCCCUGCCAUUUGCGGUAUUACACGGCGGCUAUUGGGCCAUCAUAGCUAUGGUGGGUAUUGCCUACAUUUGCUGUUAUACGGGAAAGGUGUUAGUGCAGUGCCUAUACGAGCCAGAUCCAGCAACAGGACAAUUGGUGCGUGUACGCGACAGUUAUGUAUCGAUAGCGAAAGUUUGUUUCGGUCCCAAGUUGGGAGCACGAGCUGUAAGUAUUGCCCAGUUAAUCGAAUUACUAAUGACUUGCAUUUUAUAUGUGGUCGUUUGUGGUGAUUUAAUGGCCGGCACCUAUCCACAAGGUGCAUUCGAUUCACGUUCCUGGAUGAUGUUGAUCGGAAUAUUUCUACUGCCAAUGGGCUUUUUAAAAUCAUUAAAAAUGGUUUCGACUCUCUCCUUCUGGUGCACCAUGUCGCAUAUUGUCAUUAAUGUGGUGAUUUUGGGUUAUUGUAUUUUACAAAUCGGUGAUUGGGGCUGGUCGAAAGUGCGUUGGAGUAUUGAUUUUGAAAACUUUCCCAUUUCUUUGGGUGUGAUAGUGUUCUCAUAUACUUCGCAAAUAUUUUUACCCACUUUAGAGGGCAAUAUGAUAGAUCGUUCUAAGUUUAAUUGGAUGUUGGAUUGGUCGCAUAUAGCAGCAGCUGCUUUUAAGGCUGGUUUUGGUUAUAUAUGCUUUUUGACCUUUCAGAACGAUACCCAACAGGUUAUAACGAAUAAUUUACAUUCUCAGGGCUUUAAGGGUUUGGUCAAUGUGUUUUUAGUUAUCAAAGCUAUACUCAGUUAUCCCCUACCUUACUAUGCUGCCUGCGAAUUAUUGGAACGUAACUUCUUUCGCGGUCCUCCAAAGACAAAGUUUCCCACUAUCUGGCAUUUGGAUGGUGAGCUUAAAGUUUGGGGUUUAGGUUUUCGUGUGGGCGUUAUUGUUUCUACUAUUAUGAUGGCCAUUUUUAUACCACAUUUCUCAAUACUUAUGGGUUUCAUUGGCAGUUUUACGGGUACAAUGUUAAGUUUCAUUUGGCCUUGUUACUUUCAUUUAAAGAUUAAAGGUCAUUUAUUGGAUCAAAAGGAAAUAGCUAAAGACUAUAUCAUCAUUGGAUUGGGUGUACUUUUUGGCGUUAUAGGCAUUUACGAUUCGGGCAAUGCUUUAAUAAAUGCCUUCGAAAUUGGUCUUCCAUUUUAAACGAACGAAAGGAAAAAGUGUAAACUUUUUUUUUUAAAUAAUUAUAUAUAUAUAAAUAAGUAAAAAUCAAUUAGAAACCAAACUUUAGUUAUAAAUAAUCAUUAAAUUAAUAUUCAUACCAACAAACAUACAUACAUAUAUAAACAAACAUACAAACAAAUUUAGUAUUUAAGUAAAAAAAAUGUCUUCCAACAAUGUAACAAACAAAUUUGAAAAUUG
Messenger RNA from Lucilia cuprina (Australian sheep blowfly), 2035 nucleotides. RefSeq names its product vesicular inhibitory amino acid transporter (gene VGAT). Gene Ontology annotation, cellular component: vacuolar membrane. NCBI's taxonomy places the organism in Eukaryota, Metazoa, Arthropoda, Insecta, Diptera, Calliphoridae. The record is from RefSeq and is a predicted model, not a curated record. Gene Ontology annotation, molecular function: amino acid transmembrane transporter activity. Gene Ontology annotation, biological process: amino acid transmembrane transport. The transcript has 3 exons. The coding region runs from base 176 to 1816 and encodes 546 amino acids.